GUGUGUUGGUUUGGGUCGCUUUCCGGGGGGAGGUUUUCGGUACAAAAAGAGGAGACAAGGGCUUUGGAUUCACAGGACUGUUCUUGCUCAUGCUUGCUCUUGUGAGGGGCCGGGUUGGUUAACAGGAACCGCGCGUCUACGUACACUUCGCUGUGAAGUCAGUUGGCUGUGGGCAGACGCAGUGAGUGGCCGUUUUCUGCCGGUCGCUCUCGCAUCCUCCGUGACACUAUCUGGGUAGGGAGCGCCAUGGCGUCAGGGCCAGGGCUGUCUUUACGAAUCGGCACUACUAUAGGCGUCGUUAUUUUCCUCGUGAUUCAGUUCACCGACGCUGCUCCUGUUUACGAGCACGACGAUCAGACACAAGUGGACGAAUAUUAUGGCGAUGUUACAGGCUGCUAUUACAACUUCCAACACUAUGAGGAAGGUGAUCGCAUCAUCACCAAUGAGCCUUGCCUCAACUGCACCUGUCACAAUAGGAUGUUAAUGUGUUACUUGAGAGUCUGCCCAUUCACGAAGGGCAUUGGACAAGACUGCACUGUUCAGAAGAAGCCUGAUCAGUGUUGCCCUGUUAUCACGUGCCCUGAAGUACCAGUUCAUUUGUUGACAAGCUCAACAACAGCAACCACUCCACCAGCCCCUACUGGAUCCACGUCAGCUGUUGGCCAUCCUGACACCCAUGGCUGCACAAUUGACAGUACUUUCUACACUGAUGGUGCACAGGUACCAGGAAAUCCCAGCAAGCCAUGUGAACUCUGCUACUGCAUCCGCAACAAGACGGCAUGCGUCAUGCAAGAAUGCACAUUGCAAGUAGAAGGUUGUAGACCAGUUUACCAGCCAGGAGUGUGUUGUCCAGUUAGAUAUGACUGUGACUAUGUGGAUGUGACAGAGCUUCCAGAACUUCCUGCAACAACACAGCGACCCACACCUGCUCUUCUUCUAACCACAACCACACCUGGUCCAUUGGAUUGUCGAUUCAAUGAUGAGUUAUAUGCAGAUGGUGCUCGUAUUGAAACUUCAAAACCAUGUGAACAUUGUUACUGUAUGCGAGGAGAUAUUGUAUGUGCUGUGCAAGAGUGUGGUACCCCACUAGAACGGGAAGGAAAGAACUGCACUGCUUUACCACCACAACCUGGCCAGUGUUGUCCAGAGCAAUAUCAAUGUGAUAACGAGAUAAGACACGUGAACGACCUCUCCUUGAGGCAGAAUCGCAAACAUGAAAAUGAUGCCAAUGAUAAUGGAACGCUUCCAUUAGAGAGCCUUUCUCAUGAGACAACAGAACAUGCCGAUGUAGGUUCACUUGCAACAAGAACUACUACUGCCAGCAGCAUACGUGGGGAGGAAGAAGAACAUGAGAGAACAACAUACAAUGGACAACCAGUAACAGAGAAGAAAGAACAUGAAGAAAUACAAGUAACACAAAAUGCUGACACUGAAGAGCUCUCUUCUUCUGGAGAAUAUGGACAACAGCUACCUGAUAUUCACGGUGAAACUGAAAUUCAGACAAUUCAUGAUGACCAAGAUACAACAGGCGUUAUAGAACAGGAAAGUAUACCUGAGGUAGGAGAAGGUGUAUCUGAAGGAAUGGGUAUACAUCAUGAAACAGUGCCAGAUUUAAAAGGCGAAACACUGACAACCAGUCAAGCAGGAAUUCAAGAACAGCCAGUUACCAGUGCUGAAGGAGUAAAAGGGGAUGAACAAGCAGUAACUAGUUCAGUGGAUGUGAACCUAGACCAGCAACUAGUAAGUGGUGCUGCAACUGAGAAAGGAGAAGAAAAACCCAUGAGUGGUGAAGGAACAGGAAGUGAUAAAAAUAGAGAAACUAGUGCAGAAAAAGUGGAAGAGUCAUCCCCUGCUGGCCCUGAACAAGAAAAAGUAACUCAAGAACCAGGCAUAGAGCAAACAGUAACAGGAACAGUGGCUAAUGUUGAACAAUCUGUAGAUGAUGUUAUAGAAAAUAAUAAUGUACCUAAUGGAGAGAGAGGAGGAGAAACAAAUAUUACUGGAAUACAACAUGCAGAAGUAACUGAAAGGGGGCAAGCUACUGAAUCACCGGUCACUGUUCCUUUAGGACAAGAAUCUGCAACAGAAGCCUCAAAUGAUGAGAAAGUAACAACAGAGAGCAGCAAGAUAGAGGAAAAACCUAUUGAACAUGAACAAGUAUCUGAAGCAGAGAAGGACAGUGUACCAUCUACAGUGCAAGAACCAUCAACAGAAGAGCCAAAGAUUGAAAAACCACACCUUGACCAUGAACAGGUAACAGAGAAAAUAAAGGGAGAGGAAGUUUUUACACAAGAGGAAUUAGUAACUGAGAGGGGAAAGGAUAGCGAAUCUUCCUUGCAACAGGAACCUGUAACUGAGGGAGCAGAAGGAGAUGAACCACUGGUAACACAGCAUUUUGUAACAGAAGCAAUAGAGGGACAAGAAGAUAACCUAGAGCAUGAACCAACAACUCAGAGAGUGAAGGGUGAAGAAACAUCUGAGGGGCAGGAAAGAGUAACUGAAGGCAUGAAGGCUGAAAGGCCAUCUGUUGAACAAGAACCAGUAACUGAGGUAAUCAAGGAACAAGAACCAGUAACUGAGGUAAUCAAGGGUGAAAAACCAUCUGUGGAACAAGAACCAGUAACUGAAGCAGUGAAAGGUGAAGAACAAUUGAUGGAACAGGAACCAGUAACUGAGGCAGUGAGUGUCCAGCCAUCUGUACAACAAGAACAAGUUACUGAGGGUGUGAAAGGUGAAGAGCCAUCUGUACAACAAGAACCAGUUACUGAAGGUGUAAAAGGUGAAGAGCCAUCUGCACAACAAGAACCAGUUACUGAGGGUGUGAAAGGUGAAGAGCCAUCUGUACAACAAGAACCAGUUACUGAGGGUAUAAAAGGUGAAGAGCCAUCUGUGGAGCAAGAACCAGUAACUGAAAUAGUGAAGGGUGAAAAACCAGUAAUUCAGGUACUGAAGGAUGAGAAGCCAUCUGUUGAACAGGAGCCAGUAACUGAAAUAGUGACAGGUGUAGAACCAGCUACUGAGGUAGUGAAAGGUGAAGGACCAUCGGUGGUACAUGAACCAAUAACAGAAAGAGUGAAGGGUGAAGAGCUGUCUGUGGUACAGGAAUCAGUAACUGAGGUACUGAAGGGCGAAGAGCUCGUAACUGAGGUACUGAAAGGUGAAGAACCAUCUGUGGAACAGAAACCAGUAACGGAGAUAGUGAAGGAUGAGGAACCAAUUACUGAGGUGGUGAAGGUUGAAGAGCCAUCUGUGGAGCAGGAACCGGUAACUGAGAUAGUUAAGGUUGAAAGACCAUCUGCAGAACAAGAGUCAGUAACUGAGGUAGUGAAAGGUGAAGAACCAUCUGUGGAACAGCAACCAGUAACUGAAGUAGUGAAGGAACAGGAACCAGUUACUGAGAUGGUUAAAGGUGAAGAGCAAUUUGUGGAACAGGAACCAGUAACGCAGAUAGCAAAGGGUGAAAGACCAUCUGUGGAACAAGAGCCAGUAACUGAGGUAGAGAAGGGUGAAGAGCCAUCUGUGGAACAUAAACCAAUAACUGAGGUAGUGAAAGGUGAAGAACUGGUAACUGAAGUAGUGAAGGGUGAAGAGCCAUCCGUGCAACAAGAACCAGAUACUGAAAUUGUGAAGGGUGAAGAGCUAUCCACAGAACAAGAACCAGUAACUGAAAGAGUGAACGCUGAGAAGCCAUCUGUGGAUCAAGAAUCAGUAACUGAAACAGUGAAGGGUGAAGAAUCAGUAACUGGAUUAGGGAAGGGUGAAGAGCCAUCUGUGGGACAAGAACCAGUGACUGAAAUAGUGAAGGAAGAAGAGCCAUUUGUGAGCCAGGAACCAUUUACUGAAAGAGUGAAAGAUGAAGGACCAGUAACUGAGGUACUGAAGGGUGAAGAGCCAUCCACAGAACAAGAAUCAGUAACUGAAAAAGUAAAGGGUGAUGAACCAGUAACUGAAGUAGUAAAGGGUGAAGAACCAUUUGUUGAACACGAGGUAGUAACUGAAUUAGUGAAAGGUGAAGACCUAAGUGCGGAACAUAAACCAGCUACCGUGGUAGUGAAGGAUGAAAGGCCAUCUGUGGAACAAGAACCAGUAACUGAGGUGGUGAAGGGUGAAAAGCCAUCUGUGAUACUAAUGCCAGUCACUGAGGUAGCGAAAACUGAUGAGCCAUCUUUGGAACAAGAGUCAGUAACUGAGGUGGUGAAAGGUGCAGAGCCAUCUGUGGAACAAGAACCAGUAACUGAGGUUGUGAAAGGUGGGGAGCCAUCUGUGGAACAAGAAUCAGUUACUGAGGUGGUGAAAGGUGCAGAGCCAUCUGUGGAACAAGAACCAGUAACUGAGGUUGUGAAAGGUGGGGAGCCAUCUGUGGAACAAGAAUCAGUUACUGAGGUGGUGAAAGGUGCAGAGCCAUCUGUGGAACAAGAACCAGUAACUGAGGUUGUGAAAGGUGGAAGGCCAUCUGUGGAACAAGAACCGGUAACUGAUGUGGUUACAGGUGGAGAGCCACCUGUGGAACAAGAACCAGUAACUGAAAUAGUGAAGGCUGAAGGGUCAUUUGUGGAGCAAGAUGAGGUGGUGAAAGGUGGAGAGCCCUCUGUGGGACAAGAACCAGUAACUGAAGUGGUGACAGGUGGAGAGCCAUCUGUGGAACAAGCACCGGUAACUGAUGUGGUGAAAGGUGGAGAGCCACCUGUGGAACAAGCACCGGUAACUGAUGUGGUGAAAGGUGGAGAGCCAUCUGUGGAACAAGCACCGGUAACUGAUGUGGUGACAGGUGGAGAGCCAUCUGUGGAACAAGCACCGGUAACUGAUGUGGUGAAAGGUGGAGAGCCACCUGUGGAACAAGCACCGGUAACUGAUGUGGUGACAGGUGGAGAGCCAUCUGUGGAACAAGCACCGGUAACUGAUGUGGUGAAAGGUGGAGAGCCACCUGUGGAACAAGCACCGGUAACUGAUGUGGUGACAGGUGGAGAGCCAUCUGUGGAACAAGAAUCGGUAACUGAUGCGGUGAAAGGUGGAGAGCCCUCUGUGGGACAAGAACCGGUAACUGAAGUGGUGACAGGUGGAGAGCCAUCUGUGGAGCAAAAACCAGUAACCGAAAUAGUGAAGGCUGAAGGGUCAUUUGUGGAGCAAGAACCAAUAAUAGAGGUUGUGAAAGGUGGAGAGCCAUCUGUGGAACAAGCACCGGUAACUGAUGUGGUGACAGGUGGAGAGUCAUCUGUGGAACAAGAACCAGUAACUGAGUUGAAGGGCGAAGGAUCAUCUGUGGAGCAAAAACCAGUAACCGAAAUAGUGAAGGUUGAAGGGUCAUUUGUGGAGCAAGAACCAAUAAUAGAGGUUGUGAAAGGUGGAGAGCCCUCUGUGGAACAAAAUCCAGUAACUGAGGUGGUGAAAGGUGGAGUGCCAUCUGAGGAACAAGAACCGGUAACUGAGGCGGUGAAAGGUGGAGAGCCCUCUGUGGGACAAGAACCGGUAACUGAGUUGAAGGGUGAAGGACCAUCUGUGGAGCAAGAACCAGUAACUGAAAUAGUGAAGGGUGAAGGGUCAUUUGUGGAGCAAGAACCAGUAACUGAAAUAGUGAAGGGUGAGCAGCCAUCUAUGGUACAAAUGCCAGUCACUGAGGCAGUGAAAACUGAUGAGCCAUCUUUGGAACAAGAGUCAGUAACUGAUGUGUUGAAAGGCGGAGAGGCAUAUGUGGAACCGGAGUCUGUAACUGAGGUGGUGAAGGAUGAAGAGCCAUCUUUGGUACAAGAACCAGUAACUGAAUUAAUGAAGGGUGAGGAGCCAUCUGUGGAACAAGAACCAGUAACUGAGGCGGUGAAAGAUGGGGAGGCAUCUUUGGUGCAAAAACCAGUAACUGAGGCAGUGAAGGAUGGGGAGCCAUCUUUGGUGCAAAAACCAGUAAGUGAGGUGGUGAAAGUUGGAGAGCCAUCUUUGGAACAACAACCCGUAACUGAGGUGUUGAAAGGCGGAGAGCAAUCUGUGGAACAACAACCAGUAACUGAGGUGUUGAAAGGUGGAGAGCAAUCUGUGGAACAAGGACCAGUAUUUGAGGUGGCGAAGGGAGAAACGUCACCUGUGGAACAGGAACCAGUAACCGAGGGUGGAAAGAUAGAGCAGUCAUCUCUAAAUAGUGGCAUUGAAAAUGACUAUGUAACUGAAGGUGAUAUUGGAGUUGAAGUUGUGACACACAUUCCAGCAGCAAACACAUCUCUUGUUAUUACAAGUGAAGCUGGACUUAGUGCUGACAAUGUUAUCUCACAUGCUCCUGGAGGAGCAUCUGCCAUAACUACCACAACUGCAACUGUUCCCUCACAUGGAGUUGUUCCUGGUGAAGGUAACUGUCUCAUUAAUGGCCAGACCUAUUUGAACAACUCUGCUAUUCCACCAGCGUCCCACUGCCAGCUGAGCUGCCGCUGUGUCAGUAGCAUUGUGCACUGCAUUCUUGUGAAAUGCACUCCACCCCCACUUCAUCACAGUAAUUGCAUGCCUGUUCACCACAGCAGUGACUCAUGUUGCCCAACAUACACGUGUGAUGAAGAUAAAAAGGAAACUCCUGAGUCCGACAGCCAGAUGGCGGGAACACAACUUCCUAGUACAACACAAUCAACAGAGGAAGAGAAAAUUGAAAGCCUCAAAACAACUAUUAGCGUAGAAUCAGUAUCAGAGGAGAAAUUUCAUCAAGUUACAGAAUCAUCAGCAGCUGAGAUUCCUGGUGAAUAUCUACCAGAAAAGCCAGAAGCGGGAUCAGGAAAAGCUCCUGAUCAGAAACCAUCAAGUUCUGCAGGAUCUCAUGAAGUGCCUGAACAUAAACCAGAGAUUAUUCCUGUGGAACCUGAUGAUGAAAAUAUAAUAGAAUCUGAUCAACAACAAGAAAAUGUACCUAUAUUAUCUGAGGUUGGCCAGACAGUAUCACCAGUACAAAAGCCUGAACUUGUUCCUAUUGACUCAGAGACAGACAUAACUGUAGCACCUCAGCAUGGAACUGGUGAGUCAGAGGAACUUGAACAAAAGCCGCAGUACAUUCCUGGACAUUUUGUGACAGAGCAUACACAGCCAGAGCAUAUUCCUACAGACUCUGAUAUAGCUCAAACUGAAACACUUGUACACAAACCAGAACAUAUUCCAAUAGAAUCUGACCUUGGUCAUACAGAAGCACCAAUAAAAGCUGGAGAAUUUGAUCACACUGAAGGAUUAGAAGAGAAACCAGUACAUAUUUCUACAGGAUCUGAGACAGACCACACUGAAGUGCCAGAACAUAUUCCUCUUGAUUCUGAUACUGGCCAUUCAGCAACACCUGUACACCUCCCUGAUGAUUUGGAAGUUCAUUAUUCAGUGGCACCAGAGCACGUUACCAUUCUACCUGAAACUAGCCACACAGACAAACCAGAAAGGAAGCCAGAAUCUGAGAAAGAUUAUUCUGAGUCACCUGUAGAGAAAGUAGAAGAAAUUACCAUUCAACCUGAGACGGAUCAGACAGUAACACCAGAAGAAAAACCAGAAUCUUUGUCCAUAGAUUCUGAAGCACAUUAUACUGAAGCACCUGAGCAAAAACCGGAAUAUUCUCCCACAGAACAGGCAGGAGGUACUAGUAACACAGAAACACCUCUACAUGUCCCAGAAUUUGUUCCUACAGAAUCAGAGAUAGGUCUCACACAACCUGAAUCUGAGCAGAAGCCUGCAGAUUCUCAUGUUGACCAAACAAAAGAUAAUGAACAGAACCCUGAAGAUAUUCCUUCAUAUCACACACAAACACCUCUACUGAAGCCAGACUAUGUUCUGACAGAAUCAGAGGCACACCAGACUGAAGCACCUGGAGAUCAUCUUCCUAAAGUUACUGAGGCUGGUCACUCAGAAGUACCUGGACAUAUAACAGAACAUGGUCCUACAGAAUUAGAAGCUGAUUAUACAUUUGCACCUGAACAGAACCAAGCUUAUAUCCCUUCACAGCAUACAAACGAGACUGUGCUGAAACCACAACAAGUUCUUACAGAGUCAGAGCUACAUCAUGCAGAAACACCUGAGCAUGUAUCUACACAUAUCCCUACAGAAUCUGUAACUGGACAUACAAGGGUACCAGAACAUGUUCCAGAGAAAGACAAAUCUGAAGCACCUGAGCAAGAACCGGAACAUAUUCCUACAGAGUCAGUAUUGGGACACACAGAGACAUCUGUAAAUAUAUCUGAGACUGGCUAUUCUGAAUCUCCUGAACACGAACUACAGCACAUCCCUACAGAAUCUGAUUAUGGCCAUACAGAAGCACCAGUACAUGCUCCAAUAGAACCUGAAACCAGGCCUACAGAAGUGCCUGAACUUGUUCAUGAGGAAGACCACACUGAGGUGCCUGAAUACAAACCAGAACACAUUCCUACAGAAUCAGAAACUGGUCAGACAGCAGCACCUGAACAUGUAUCAGAACACCUUCCUACAGGCACAGCGGCUGGUCAGACAGAAAUACCUGACCAUGUACCAGAACACAUUCCUGCAGAAUCAGAGACUGGUCAGACAGCAGCACCUGAACAUGUAUCAGAACACCUUCCUACAGGCACAGCGGCUGGUCAGACAGAAAUACCUGACCAUGUACCAGAACACAUUCCUGCAGAAUCAGAGACUGGUCAGACAGCAGCACCUGAACAUAUACCAGAACUUAUUCCUACAGAAUCAGAAUUGGGGCAGACAGCAGCACCUGAACAUAUACCAGAACACAUUCCUACAGAAGUAGAGGCUGGUCAGACAGAAAUACCGGAUAAUGUACCAGAACACAUUCAUACAGAAUCAGAGGCUGGCCAGACAGCAGCACCUGUACAUGUACCAGAACACAUUCCUACAGAGUCAGAAACUGGUCAGACAGCAGCACCUGAACACAUACCAGAACACAUUCUUACAGAAUUAGAGGCUGGUCAGACAGAAAUACCAGAUAAUGUACCAGAGCAAAUUCCUACAGAUUCAGAGGCUGGCCAGACAGCAGCACCUGAACGUAUACCAGAACGCACUCCUACAGAAUCAGAGGCUGGUCAGACAGAAAAUCCUGAUCAUGUACCAGAACCUAUUCCUACAGAAUCAGAAACUGACCAGACAGCAGCACCUGAACAUGUACCAGAACACAUUCUUACAGAAUCAGAGGCUGGUCAGACAGAAAUACUGGAUAAUGUACCAGAACACAUUCCUACAGAAUCAGAAACUGGUCAGACAGCAGCACCUGAACAUGUACCAGAACACAUUCCUACAGAAUCAGAGGCUGGUCAGACAGAAAAACCUGAUCAUGUACCAGAACUUAUUCCUACAGAAUCGGAAACUGGCCAGACAGCAGCACCUGAACAUGUACCAGAACACAUUCCUACAGAAUCAGCAGCACCUGAACAUGUACCAGAACACAUUCCUACAGAAUCAGCAGCACCUGAACAUGUACCAGAACACAUUCCUACAGAAUCAGAGGCUGGGCAGACAGAAAUACCCGAUCAUGUACCAGAACACAUUCCUACAGGAUCAGAAAUUGCUCCAACAGAAGCAUCUGACCAGAAACAAGAGAAUAUUUCUUUACAUUUUGACACUGAUCAAACAAAAGAUGAACAGAAGCCAGAACAUAUUCCUCCCUUGGAGUCUGGUACUGAUCACACUGAAUUACCUAUCCAGAAACCUGAACAAGUACCUGAAGAACCCGAAAGUGAUUUAACUUUAACACAUACACAUAUUCCAGCUGUCAUAGAACAUGAUAUUAUUCCAACAGUGAAACCCAUACCUGGAUUUGUAACAUCUGAAGAUCAUGCAGGUUCUUCUAUAGAGCAUGGUAGUAUUCCUGGCAAAGGAAAUUACAGUGCUUCUGGAACCACAAAGUCACCAUUGACAGUUUUUACUGAUCACAUAACCACAAAUAUAAUUGGAGCAUCUGUUACUACAGAAAGUUAUCCACAUGUUGGAACUGGAGGAUUUCACUUUACAACAGCCCAGAUAAUUCCAUCAGAAAAACCAACAACUGAAGAGCCAUAUGAACAUAUUCCUAGUGGAGAACCAAAUAUUCCUUCUUCAGGUGGUGCUUACCUCCCACCAUCAUCCGAUGGUUUAGAUGAUGAUGAUGAUGAUGAUGAUGAGAAUGAUGAGCAAGCUGCUUUUGGACCUGGUACAUGCCGCUAUGGCGGAAAGGUUUAUGUGUCUGCACAGCAGAUUCCCAGAGAUGACCCUUGUGAUUUCUGCUUCUGUUUCCGUAGUGAUAUUAUUUGUCUUCAGCAGAGUUGCCCACCACCUAUUCCAGGAUGUCAUGAAGAACCAAUUCAAGGAUUCUGUUGCCCUCGUUACGAAUGUCCAGUAUCCAUGGCAACCUCUGUGAAUGUGACAACUACCACCACUACUACCACUACAACACUGCCUCCACAUUUCUUUUCACAUGCGUACAAAGGAGCCGCAUCACGGAAAGGAUGUCAGAUACAAGGACAAGCAUAUAGAGUGGGUGAAAUAGUUCGGUCGGCAUCAGGACCAUGUCUGAACUGCAGAUGUGGAGGAGAUGGUCAAAUGAAAUGUGAUCCAAAAGUAUGCAGUCCGGAACCUAUGUUGAGGAAAAUGAUAAUGGCAGCAUCUGUAAGACGAAGAUGAAGUUGAUUUUUUGUGAACUAAACUCGUGUGCUCAAUCCUCUCCCUGCGAGUAGGAGAGAACCUUUAUGUCUGCAGCAACUACGAAGGUUGCAUAUCGCAUGUGAUGGUGAGAGUGAUAACCCAACUCCAGCCUUACAUGGCUUAUUGCUAGCAGCAUGUGGAUAAUUUGCAGAAUGGCCACGCCGCAUGCCAGUAGACAUUAUUUUCAAAUAAUUACAAUGGGUGCCAAAAUGACAGGACAAAAAGAGGAAGAGAGAAUGUGCAAAGAUUUUCACACUGACUGUGCCUUUUCUCGGAUUCCUCAAUCCUUCUGUCUUCCAGUCUAUCAUUUUGCAGAUGUUAAGAUAGUUUAUGCAUCAAAUGCAAGAGGGUGACUGACUGAUAACUUAAUUUGGAUUGAUCUAUGAAUAAUCAACUGCACAAUAUGAACCAAGCGUGCAAUUGUAACAAAAUGUGUGAUCAAUAGACUGACUUUCUACCCAAUAAAUUUAAUAUGUGUCAGGAUUAUAUAUGUCUGACAUUUUGUUUUGCCUGGAAUAUUUUUUUCUAUUAAGACAACAUUGUAGAUUGUUAACAGUCAAGUAACACAUGAUGUUGCAUUGCACAUCGCUAAUUGUACACUGACUUUGGUCAUGGGUUGAAGGAAGAAUUAUGUAUCCCUUUGUCACGAAUGCUGAAUGAGAUCACACAUAAUAGAAAAUCAAGAAAUUAUGUAUCUGUAUAUUUUCAUGUUAUGUGCUUCAGUCACAUAAACUUUUUUAUUUAUAUUCUAAAUAUGAAAAACAUUGACCUGUAAGUCAGACAGUAUGGUGUUCUUGUCUCAGUUUUGUGACCACUAAUUCCUGAGUUGUUUGACAGGUAGAAAUAUGCAGGAAUUGGUUCUGCUUUUUUAUAUAUAUAUUUUUUGUAGUAAAGUAAGUUUCUGCCUCUUGAACAUUUAGGAUCAGAACAUAUGUACAUUUUUGCAUUAUGUCCAAGUUCAUCACGCUAAGUACUAGUAAUUUUAGUAUUUAUAUAUAAAUAUACAUACAUAUGUAAUAAUGUGACCCUUAGCCAAUGAUUUUGCACAAAAUUGAAUCAUUACUAUCUUCCUUACAGUUAAUAAAUUACCUUCAAUUUUGUGUUUAAAAUCAUACAUUCAGCUGCUGACUGUUGGCUUAGGAAGUUCACACAAAAGAUAAACCCCUUUCCCCCUUUUUUACAAAUAAAAUUUUAUACAUUAAAUCA
This is a messenger RNA of Cryptotermes secundus, 11808 nucleotides long. Its product is annotated as titin. Gene Ontology annotation, molecular function: protein binding. The record is from RefSeq and is a predicted model, not a curated record. Lineage: Eukaryota; Metazoa; Arthropoda; Insecta; Blattodea; Kalotermitidae. The transcript is spliced from 13 exons. Bases 247 to 10581 code for a protein of 3444 amino acids.